Messenger RNA from Haliotis rufescens (red abalone), 1640 nucleotides. RefSeq names its product carbonic anhydrase 2-like. The coding region runs from base 287 to 1063 and encodes 258 amino acids. Gene Ontology annotation, cellular component: cytoplasm. The transcript has 8 exons. The record is from RefSeq and is a predicted model, not a curated record. Gene Ontology annotation, molecular function: carbonate dehydratase activity; zinc ion binding. NCBI's taxonomy places the organism in Eukaryota, Metazoa, Mollusca, Gastropoda, Lepetellida, Haliotidae.
AGCCCAUUCAGGAGCCUACACAAGUAUUCAUGUGGUCAAAUCAUCGGAAAGUCCAAUAUCGAUCCCGCGUGUAUUGAUCAGGAAGCGGAACCCGUAGCUGAUUUCCCGAGAGCUCAUCGUUACAUUACUGACAGGACGUUUGAGCUGAAACGGACGUUCUUUCACUGCUGCGUAAUACGUCUGGCUGGUUGGCUAUAUAUUGCUCCGCCCUGGUUGGCGAGUCAGCAGUCUCAAGCAGGCAGGCAGUCCGUCAGUUCAGACUUAGCACCAACACACAGCAGUCAUCAUGAGUUGGGGAUACGGAACCGAGAACGGACCCAAGUCAUGGGUCAACAACUUCCCCAUAGCCGCGGGCAAGCAACAGUCUCCUGUGGACAUCAACUCGACCAAUGUCGAGUUCGACCAGAAGCUCGAGGCCAACCCUCUUUCUGUCAAGUACUAUAUCGAACAGAACAUGGACUUCGAGAACACAGGGUUCUCCGUCAAGGCCAACAUCCGGGAACCAUCAACUAUCUCAGGGGGGCCCCUGGACAGCACGUAUCAACUUGAGCAGUUCCAUCUCCACUGGGGGUCAUGUGACGAGAGGGGGUCGGAGCACACAGUGGAGGGCAAGACAUUCCCAGCCGAGCUUCAUCUAGUCCAUUGGAACCGAGAUAAAUAUUCCAGCUUCGGAGAAGCUGCAGACAAACCUGAUGGUUUGGCAGUGUUUGGCAUCUUGUUGGAGGUUGGCGCUGAGCAUCCGGGUUUCAAACCUUUAACCGACGGUUUAGAUGCUGUCAAGUUCUGUUCCAAACAUGAACAGGUCAAAGGCCAGUUCAACCCCAAAUGUUUCCUCCCAGAAACAAUGUCCGAGUACUGGACUUAUCCCGGAUCUCUGACCACGCCCCCCUGCUACGAGAGUGUCACGUGGAUAGUAUUUAAAGAACACAUGGUGGUGUCGGAGAGUCAGUUAAAGGCCCUUCGAAGCCUGUGUUGGGGGGACUGUGACGGCGACUGCAUCGUCGACAACUACAGACCACCGUGUGAGCUAGGCAGCAGAAAGAUCCGCGCAGCAUUUCAUUAACGAUAUCUGACUGACACACGGACAACAGCCCCGACUGGCGGAAGGAUUUGAAAAACACUGCCGCAAUUGUUUGUGACUAUCACAAAACAACGAUGGACUGACAUUGUCAGAUCUCAUCAGAAGUAUAACAGAGCACUAGAUAUGAAUCAUGAACAAUAGAAUUCAGCUGGAAUGAUUCAAUGAGCUGACACUAUUCAAUGUGUGUUCCGGAAGAACGAAAGUUUGACAAGAGACUAUGGAGUUAUUGUUUCAUGUAUAGAGAUCACGAGUAAUGGUGGGAAAUCAUCAAGGAGUCCACGUGGUGUGAUAUUGUACCCCGAUGGCAAGAAUUGAUGAAACAUUCAUUCGCGAUCUGCCGACUCUGUGGACAACGAAGCGCCAAUACUAUUGGUCGCUGAACAAGGGGUCCCACCAUCACCGAGUAUCAGAGGUUCUGGCGUGAAUGGAUCAUGACAUUUCAACAUUAAUGCAACGUCUUUCAUCAUAUCAUUGUACGGAUGUCCAUAGGGACGCAAGUCACUAGAAUUUUCUUUUGCUAUUGCAAUAAAUCAGUGCCUAGUAUAUAGUUGUUGAUUAA